Molecule: messenger RNA, 1944 nt
Organism: Eutrema salsugineum
Lineage: Eukaryota; Viridiplantae; Streptophyta; Magnoliopsida; Brassicales; Brassicaceae
Product: F-box protein At2g16365
Exons: 4
Coding region: 293-1684 (463 amino acids)
Biological process (GO): regulation of photomorphogenesis
Source: RefSeq, a predicted model, not a curated record
ACUUCUCCUCUUUCCGACAAAAAGACCACCUUCUCUCUCGUUUUUCUUCUGGAUGUUUUGUUUUUGCUUUUUUUCUUCAUACUCUUUAAAAUAUUGUUAGAACUAUUUUUUAUUUUGUAAAAAUAAAUUUGCUUCCCUAUAAUAAUUCCUAAUAAACAUCAAACUUCAUCUUUUUGUUUUUGUUCUCUGGACAGUGUCUCUCCACGUAUUCGUCUCUGGGUUUUUUUUUGCUUCAGGUGAUUUGAUCAGGUCUUUAAGGCCAUUUUGAGACCAGAGAAGAUUUGUUGGUACAAUGUCUGAACAAGGUAUGGUUUUGGGUAAAGAAGGGAACAAAGGAAUCAGAAAAAAUUCUUCAGUCCAAGGUUAUGAAUCUGCUUGGUUAGGUCGUUGGACUCAGUUAGGUAAUGAAGUGAAGUUUCAUGAUCAGAGUAAUGGUAGUGACUCCAAGGAGUUGAUUAGGCCUGAAGUUAAUGUAAAAAAGAAUCAAGAAGUCGAGGUCGUGCCUUUUCCUAUGUUCAAGGUUUCUCAGAAGAGAGACAGUGCUGUUACAAAGCUUCAACCUUAUCAUGACAAUGUGGGUUCAAGCUCGAAAGCUGUGGCUAAUAGAUUGCCUUGGAUGAAUGGUCAAGGAGAUAAUGCUGGAUCGAGUUCCAAGAACCGGCUUGAUUCCCCAGUUCAAGAGAAGACUACACAGAACCUGCUUGAGUUGAUAAGACCUGUGAGGUUUUACGCAACGGUUGAUUCGGUUCAAAGAGUUAACUUGCCAGAAGAAGAAGAUGGUAGGACCUGCAUGAAACUGAAAGGGAAGAUUUUUGGUGGGUAUCUUGAUCUGUUUCCUAAUAUAGAUCACAAACAGAAAGGAGGAGUAAAGCUGCAAUCUUUAGAAAGCUCCAAGGAUACAGAAGAAGAUGAGCGGCCGAGAAGAAACGAAUCAUCGGCAGAGACUGAUAUCUUGGGAAUAGAUAAACUUCAUACGAUACAUCUUUCCGGCUCCAUUUCUUCAUCAUCAACUAAGGGCAAAGGAAAAAGAGGAAAUUCAGCAAUUCCCAGGGCUGAAAUACCUGACAUGAAUGAAGAGCCGCCUCUGGUUCUAGAAAGAGAGAAUUCAGUAGAAGGGCAUCAAGGAGAAACAAGCAACUCGGCUACUCAAAGUAUGAACGUGGACAACUUUCUGUCAAGAGAGACCUGCAAACGUGCACGGUUGGAACCAGAACUGGAACCAAGCAGUAGAUGGGUCAAGCGUCUCAAGACAAACGCCUCAGAUUCCAGUGGGAACGAUGAAACCAGGAGUCUGAUGAAGAUUGAAGCAUCAUCACAUGGCAAGAAAGGGAACAACAGCAACCUGUUCCUCGAAAUCUUGAAAUCGGGGAUUAACAAUCUCCAACCAAGAAAUCAAGAACCAGCCACUUCACAAAUCAAGAAUCUGAACCAGGGAGGAGGAGAAGACAUUACACUUCUGCAUCCAUGGAUCCAGAGAUGGUGCAAGAAGAAAGCUACGUCGACAGAUCAAGCACAAGGGCAAGAAGUUAGCUUUGAGCCAGAGAACCAAAAGGAGAUUGAGAAGAAGCAGUAUCCGAGUAUUGCAGCCAUGGCACUGAUGGGGAAGGCUCUAAGCGGUUUAAACCCGUAUGGUCUUAGAAAGACCGAGUCUCUCAUGGUCUGGAAUGCUCGGGAUUUAAGAUAGGAAUAAAAACUAUAUCAUCAUCCUGAUCUUCAUUGUUACCAUUACAGCUUAGAGACGAGAGUACCAGAGCUAGAAUUCAGACUUAACUCGGAUUCGAAUCAUGUAAGAUUUUGGCAGGUCCUAUAUCAACUCUACUUAGGGGUCGGUCUCACUAUCUUAUCAGUUAUGUAUGAAUAACUUAUUUGCAACAUAAAUUUUCUGCUUAGUUGUUACAACAACACUAUUCCAUUUUGUAAUCGACAAAAACAAUUUAGUUAACA